AUGGGCAACACUGGCUCGUCGUCAUCACGUGGCCAUCACGACGAAACUGUAGACUACGGUCAUCUCAUUCCUCAGGGCGUCUACACUGGACCUAAAGACUGGAAUCAUGGGAUCGUCACCCAGUUCAUCGUAGAUCGCAAACUUGCUCCUUUCUAUCGACCUCUAGAAGAUUACAAUGAAAACUGGGACGAUGAACAGAUCAUGUCAGCUAGGAGGGUCCUCCCAGAUUCUGACAGCAGCCACUCCGACACCUCCCCCACAAGGGUUGACUCGCGAGAUGGCUCAAAGCCAGCUAAUCAGUCUAAGCGACCUGGUACAUUGAAGGAGACCUCCCGUUGUCCAGAGGCCGCCGUUUAUAGAGGUGCUGUAGAAUGCCCAAUAUGUUUCCUUUAUUACCCACCUAACAUGAACUAUUCAAGAUGUUGCGAUCAGGCAAUAUGUACUGAGUGUUUUGUUCAGAUAAAGAGGACUGAACCCACGGCUACACAUCUCGUAUCUGAGCCAGCAGCAUGCCCAUAUUGUGUGCAGGAAAAUUUCGGUGUGGUAUACACUCCUCCUUCAUGGCGUACCGGAAUUGGGAGCGAUGGAAUGUCACCACCAGUAUGGGGGGAAACUCCCAAAGGCUUGCAGCAGAAUAUACCAAACGCAGUUCACAAACGACGCCGCAAGAGCUUUGGUCAUGAUAGCCCGGAUGUGGUUACGACAGAUCAAAUACGGCCUGACUGGGAAGCCAAACUUGCCGCUGUUCGAGCUGCUGUUACGCGCCGUGCGAAUAGGCGAAUAAUCAUGCGUCAAGUAGGGGAUAGACUAAUUCCAGUUGGUGUGACCAGCGGUCGUGUUCAUGCACUACCUACCGGUGAUGGUCAGGACGGCGGCGAAGCGGACACCGGUGCCGGUCGAAGAAGUCGGCGACAUAGAAACAAUGGCCAACCGGAUAUUAGCCAAUUACUGGGUCAGAUGGGUCUUGGUGGUCAAGAUUUGGAAGAGUUAAUGGUCAUGGAGGCUAUGCGCCUUUCACUUUUGGAACAUGAAGAGCAGCAAAGAAAAGAAGAAGAGAAGCGAAAGAAGGAAGCUGCUGCUGCUGCUUCAGGGGGGGCUAUAGAAGGAGACACUUCUCCCGGUCGCUCGAGCGAGGAUCAGACCACCGCAGACACAGUAGGCAACGACGCUUCCAAUAUCCUAUCGGCGGCUCGGAGCUUGGAGUCGGGAGAGGCCUUAGCCGAAGCGAAUCACGGUGGUAGUCGGGCAAUAACCCCUGUAGCAGGUCAACCAACCUCUUCAUCUCGUUCACAGACACCCGUUGACACCAGCGCCACCCGCAGUGAUGGGGCAAUCUCGAUUUCAGCCCAACCACAAUGCAUGACACCGGGCACCUCAUUACCGAUGGUUGGUGAUGGAAUUGUUGAUUCCACAGCAUCGACAGUGCCCAAUGGAGUAGUCAAGUUUUCAAGUCAGAAGACUUCCAUGCCGUUUGCCAACAUGAAACCAUCCGCAGGGACGCCUGGUGCGGCCUCCAUGUCGUCCUCCAUUUUCAGCCCCAAUACUUCAGAACAGCCAUCUUAUGAUGCACUUCCGUCUUCGCCAGAAUCGUCAAUGGAAGAGCCGUUGUUGAAUACGGACUUGGUUUCAGUCAGGACCACUGCAGAGACUGUCUAA
Molecule: messenger RNA, 1656 nt
Organism: Suillus paluster
Lineage: Eukaryota; Fungi; Basidiomycota; Agaricomycetes; Boletales; Suillaceae
Exons: 5
Coding region: 1-1656 (551 amino acids)
Cellular component (GO): cytoplasm
Source: RefSeq, a predicted model, not a curated record